CAGAUUGUGAACUGGCCUCAUAGCGUGUUCUGCAUUCGGUCCUAAAGAGUUCUUCGCACGCUUUCUACAGCACACAUCGUAUAGCAUCAUCAUGAAGUGCGACGCAGUGAUCGAGAAAAUUAAGGCCCGCAUUGCCUCGAUCGACCCGAACGGUCCGCGUAAGGUGCUCGGUGUGUUCCAGCUGAACAUCGAGGCUGCCGAUGGCAUCCACGAGAUUGUUGUCGAUCUGAAGGCACUGAAGGUGUCGGACGGUAAGGCCGGAUCGCCCGAUGUGGUGAUCAACCUGAAGGAUGAGGACUUCAUCGCCAUCGGUACGAAGCAGGUCCCGGUGAAGGAUGCCGUCGCCGAGGGCAAGGUGACGAUGACUGGCGAUCAGACCCUCUUCCAGGCUUUGGUGGACGCUAUCUAAGCAAUGAUUUUGACCCUCUUGCAAUAAACUAUCAAACUUUCUAAUGAACAACUUGUCUGUGCAAGCAUGAUCUAAGAUUGUCGUUAUAUUGAGAAAAAUUUAAUUAUUAGCUUUCAAGCGUUAACGCAAUAUAUCGUCUUGAGGUCUCGAGGUCUCGAAUGAUUUCUGGAGCUUGGAAUGUUGGGCUUCUGCGCAUCUUGAUCACUAUGGGCCUAGUUACUAUCAUAAUUUCCACAAAUACCUAUCUGAGUUCUAAGUGGCUAAGGAGAAAGAAUUCUCUCUAAUUUAAUGGUAUCGAUAGGCUUUCCUUCUGCGCCCAAACCAUCGGAGCUGUUAUUGUUGUUUAGCCGACUGUUUCAGCCUGCCUGUUUGGAUCUAACUGGGGCAAGCGUAGGGAGAUAAGACUUCGCACUCAUGACUCCAUAUCUUAUAUCUGGCACAGCAUGAGUCAACGGGGAAUGGAAACGGGGUAGUUCUUCGUCUAGUUUAGUUCUAACCUCAAGUCCACUUAAAACAGGGAAUCAUUCAACAACAAAUUCUUCCGAUCGCUUCCAUUAAAGAAUUGUCGUUUUUAAACAUCUAAAUUAAUUCAUCCAUUCCACAGGAAAAGAAGUGAUAAAUGAAUGACGCAAAAAAAAACAAGCACCUAAUCGAAGCCAUUCAUUAGCAUCCCAUUUUCGCUCUUUACGCUCGAAAGUGCUUCCACACACCUGAUCGGUUUCCCGUUUAAAAUCCCCUUUUAACGCAUAUCGUUUCGUCGAUUCUGCGCCCUUUUUGGCAAGCACACAAAUUUCCCACCAUAUCGACAGCAACAACGCUCCAGCUCAGCGUUUCUAGACCAGAAUUUGGGAUAGCAGCGGAGAAGAAGAAAUGGACUGCUUCGCUUCUUAAUAGCAGCCCAACAGAACGUCAGUCAUCAUCGUGCUCGGUCGUGAUAGAGCAACAGCUCCUUCCCUCAUCCUCAUCCGUCAUCUAAUCCGUUUUCCAAUUAGCUAAUCGUCGAUCAUUCUGACAGGCCGGAGAGAGGGGUGUAGAGUAGUGUUAAACCCUUUUACGGGACUUGCACCAGAAUUCUCCCAAACGGGGGAGGAGGAGCGUUGGUAGAGAACGAGCGGAAGCUGCUUUUUUCUUCAAACAUCUCCACGAGACAGAAAGUACCGCUAACUCUGACACACACGCACAACCUGAUCUUCGCACGAAACGUCAAAGUUGCCACCGGCGGCUAGAACACGCCGGGUCCCACAUGGAAGGAUUAUCGCGACGAUGUCUUAACGCGGCACGGCAUAUCAUCCGAUAGAAAGGAGGAGAAUGUUGAUGAUGGGAAGAAAACCUUAAAUAAAAACAUACCACCCAUGACAAAAAAGUGAUCCAGCCAAACAACCUCGGAGCACCGGUGUUUGUGAAGUGGUGUUCUCGCUGUACACACAACGACCCGUUCCCUGGCUGCGAUCGAUUCGCCCCGAUCAUUAGUCCCCGGAGUGACGGAGAGCGUAAAAGUAGUGGCCCGAAAAAAAAGAGUGCGAAAACGAUCAUCUAAGAUCGUGAUGCUGCUGAUGAUCAUCGACGACGAAGGGAAGAUGAAGGAGAAUGGACAAAAACGGUUGGCUAGCUCCAGAAACCGCGGCCUUUCUUUGGGAAGGAAAUUAUAAUAAACAUGCACAGCGAAACACAGACACGCACGCACACCAGAAGAUUGGGAGUUACUGACCCGCCCGUCGCACGCGGACCAGGAAGAUCAGGUUCCGAAUGAGAUGCGCAGAAAGAGAGAAAGAUAUUUGAGGGUGAAAUUCGCUGCCGAUCGCAUUGACGUUGCAUCGCCGAUCGAGCGCCGGUUGGACGGGUUCCUGCCGGUAAGCCUCGGGGUUCGAUCUUCACGUUGACACACUUGAAGCAGUCGAAUCAGUCGAAACGAGCCGCUUGAUCCGAUCGGUUUGGACGAUCGUGCGUUCUUCCCGGUGUGUUUGAUAGUGGCCAAAGUUAGUGCUGUGAAACAUAACGCGCGAAACAUAACGCGUACGUGACCGGGUGUUGCCAAUCGGUAGCUCUCGAUUCCGCGAAAAGAGAACGCAACGCAAGGGUGAAAACAUAAAUCCGCAACAUCACGGCGAACGAAUCCAGAACUUGACGCGAACGUCAUCAGCGAGCGCCGGUGUUCGCCAGUUGUCGGAGGGGGUAGUUAAAGGAGUGCCCGACUAGAGCCUGCCUAUCGGGACACGGAUAGGAUGGCAUCGAUAAGACACAACGGACGGGCAGCAGCAUCAUGGCCGUUGCAGCUGAUAAUCGGCGGUGUUUGUGUGCUGCUGACGCUUCAGGAUCAUCCCCAGCGUGGAGCGGUGGAGGCCACGAUACCGACGAUUGAUAAUAUCGUAAAAAUCCUACAAUCACCCGUGGUACAGCAGCUCAUCCUUCCACAACCACUGAUGGCGGCCGAUCCGAGUGUGGUUGCCGACGAACCUUCGGUCAGGAAAGAACCCAAAAAACCAUCGCCCAUGCGCGACGAACCCGCUAAACAGCAACAAUCCGACGACGGCGAUGAACCGGUCCGUACAUUCCUGAUACCCCGAACCCGAUCCCUACCGGGUUGCCCGCUGUGCGAUGCCUCCGUGUACAGUUACUGCGACGAGAAGGUGUACCACGACGCGUGCUGCUGCGGUUCCAUCAAUGGGGCGGCACCGUUCGGUGGUGGUGGUGGUGGUGGCGGCGGCGCUCCAUUCGGAGGUUUCGGUGGCUUCGGACGGCAGUUCGGCGGGCCGGCUGGAUUUGGCGGUGGCUGUGGCUACAAAGGAUGUUCCUUCCUGUACGCGAACUCGUGCUACGAACAUCAGCUGAUCGUGAACUGUUGCUGCAAUUCGCCCUACUAGCGGAGAGGAAGCGAUCACAUUUUCGGACGCUCGGAUGUUCAGGGUUUUCGGGCUUCCCGGAUGUUCGGAUGGGGCACGGUUUUAGUUGAAGAAUAGUUACUCUGUCAGUUGUCACUUGUUUAAUUUAGCGAAAUUACUUGCUCUUUCCUUUCUUCCCACUCUUCUUGCUUCUUGUUUCCAUUCUAUUAUCACUUACUUGUUCGUAGGGUUAGUUUAAGUUUCGGUUUCACC
Molecule: messenger RNA, 3501 nt
Organism: Anopheles stephensi (Asian malaria mosquito)
Lineage: Eukaryota; Metazoa; Arthropoda; Insecta; Diptera; Culicidae
Exons: 3
Coding region: 92-409 (105 amino acids)
Cellular component (GO): cytosol
Source: RefSeq, a predicted model, not a curated record